This is a messenger RNA of Vitis riparia (riverbank grape), 644 nucleotides long. RefSeq lists its product as uncharacterized. The record is from RefSeq and is a predicted model, not a curated record. NCBI's taxonomy places the organism in Eukaryota, Viridiplantae, Streptophyta, Magnoliopsida, Vitales, Vitaceae. Bases 119 to 406 code for a protein of 95 amino acids. The transcript has a single exon.
CAACCCAAAGAGCGGCACCGUCCACAACAAGGAGCUGGCCCCUAUAUAUAUGUAAAAGCAAUAGCACAGGCCCCUCAUACUCCAACCAUAGCGCAAGGGAAAAGAAGAGAAAAUAGAGAUGGCGAUUAGGAAGAGGAGCGCAACGAGAUCAGUUAAGAGUCUUUGGUUUGUGUUGGCUGUACUGGUUCUGGUGGUGUCGACACAGUCCAGCUUUGUCCAUUGCAGAGCCCUCAGAUCAACAGUGGAUGUUGCUGCUGCUGCUGCUGCUGCUAUACAAGGAGAUGAGUCCGUAGGAGUAGCUAACUCUUCUGCAGUUUCUUCUAACAACUCCAGCAAGCGAUCUUCGGUGAGGAGCUUGACGUAUAAACUGGCUUCUGGACCCAGCAAAAGAGGCCCUGGACAUUAGCAACUGCUCCUUUCCUUUCCUCCAUUCCUUGAUUAAUUGUUUGGUUUUCCAUGUAAUUGUUAUUGUUGCACAAAGUAGAGGAUUACUUUUUGCUAAAAUUUUCCCCUCUAAAAGGCUGAAUCUCUUGUACCACCUGUAACUUGUAUCUUCUGAUUGACGUAAAUGAGGUAAUUAUACACUUUCCAAUACAAUCAGUUUUUCUUUUUGCUGAACUUUUGGAAACUGUGCAUUUCAUCUA